UGUGGUGUGUGGUGUGGGGGGGGAAGGCCCGGGACAGCCAUACAGACAGGCCGGACGGGGUACCAGCACCUCGACUUUUCUCCCUGGGACAGUGUCCAAACUCCGAGGGCCAUAGGCCAAGCUGAGCGAUGGGUGCUGAGGAGAAGGUGCUGGUCACAUUGUCAGGGGGAGCCCCCUGGGGCUUCCGACUUCAGGGGGGGGCCGAGCAGAGGAAACCUUUACAGGUGUCCAAGAUCCGAAGACGGAGCCAGGCUGGCAGAGCAGGACUCCGGGAGAGGGACCAGCUUUUGGCCAUCAAUGGGGUCUCCUGCACCAGCCUCUCUCAUGCCAGUGCCAUGAGCCUCAUUGAUGCCUCAGGGAAUCAACUGGUCCUCACAGUGCGGCGGGUAGAGGAUGAAGGGCCUGUGCGGUCUCCAUCCCCUGGUGAGCUUCAGGUGUUGUCACCCUUAUCUCCACUGAGUCCUGAGCCCCCUGGCGCUCCAGUUCCCCAGCCUCUUCAGCCCGGGAGCCUCCUCUCACCCCCUGACAGUGAGGCUUACUACGGAGAGACAGACAGUGAUGCCGAUGGCCCUGCCACCCAGGAGAAGCCCCGUCGACCCCGCCGCAGAGGUCCCACGAGGCCCUCCCCUCCAGGAGCCCUACCUGAUGAGGUCUACCUAUCCGACAGCCCUGCAGAGCCAGCACCUGCCAUCGCUGGUCCUCCCAGUCAGGUCGAUAGCCGUGUGAGCUCCCCAUCUUGGGAGGAUGGGGCAACCCUUCAGCCACCCCCAGCCGAGGCCCUGCUGUUGCCCCACGGCCCCCUCCGGCCUGGCCCUCAUCUCAUCCCUAUGGUGGGGCCUGUUCCCCAUCCGGUGGCAGAAGACCUCACUACCACCUACACCCAGAAGGCCAAGCAAGCCAAACUGCAACGGGCAGAGAGCCUCCAAGAGAAGAGUGUGAAGGAGGCCAAGACCAAAUGCCGGACGAUUGCAUCCCUACUAACUGCAGCCCCCAAUCCCCACUCCAAGGGGGUGCUUAUGUUUAAGAAACGACGGCAGAGAGCCAAGAAGUACACCCUAGUGAGCUUCGGGGCUGCAGCUGGGACAGGAGCUGAGGAAGAAGACGGGGUCCCUCCCACGAGCGAGUCCGAGCUGGACGAGGAGACCUUCUCUGACGCCCGCAGCCUCACCAACCAGUGCGACUGGGACAGCCCCUAUCUGGACAUGGAGCUGGCCAGGCCAGGCUCAGCUGCAGCAGAGGGCCAGGGCGGGCAGCUGAGUGAGGCCUCGGGCAGAGGGGCCCAGCUCUUUGAACAGCAGCGCCAGCGCACAGCCUCUAGCACCCAGGAGCUGGCCCGGGAUGGUUCAGCAGCCAUGCUCAAUGGGCAGGGCCUGCAGUCACCACCUCGGGCCCAGAGUGCUCCUCCAGAGGCGGCUAUGCUCCCAUCCAGCCCUUCGCCAGCGCCUGUAGCCAGCCCCAGUCCCUUCCUCUCAGGCGGUGGAGCCCCAACCCCAGCUCCAAACAUCUUUAACCGGUCAGCCAGGCCCUUCACCCCAGGCUUACAAGGGCAGCGGCCAGGUACCACUUCGGUGAUUUUCCGGCCGCUAGCUCCCAAGAGGGCGAACGAAAGUCUGGGAGGCCUCAGCCCCGCCCCACCGCCCUUCCUGUCCCCUCCACAGGGGCCCACCCCUCUGCCCAGUCACGUGCCAGCCUCCGGUUCCCCCAGCACUCCACGCUCCUCGGGCCCCGUGACAGCCACAAGUUCCCUGUACAUCCCAGCCCCCAAUCGUCCUGUAACGCCAGGAGGAACCCCAGAGCCUCCCGCUCCCCCUAGCGCCGCUGCCAUGACCUCCACCGCUUCUAUCUUCCUAUCGGCACCUCUGCGACCCUCUGCGCGCCCAGAGGCUCCCGCCCCAGGCCCCGGGGCACCUGAGCCCCCCAGCGCUCGGGAGCAGCGCAUCUCCGUGCCCGCUGCCCGCACUGGCAUCCUCCAGGAGGCCCGGCGACGGGGAACCCGGAAGCAGAUGUUCCGGCCGGGAAAGGAGGAGACGAAGAACUCGCCCAACCCCGAGCUGCUAUCGUUGGUGCAGAACCUGGAUGAAAAACCCCGGGCCGGGGGAGCAGAAUCUGGUCCAGAGGAGGAUGCUCUGAGCCUCGGGGCUGAAGCCUGCAACUUCAUGCAGCCACCAGGGGGCAGGAGUUACAAGACUCGGUCUCACGUGACACCUAAAACCCCGCCUCCAAUGUCUCCCAAGACCCCGCCCCCAAUGCCUCCUAAGACUCCACCCCCAGUGGCUCCUAAGCCCCCAUCUCGAGGGUUCCUUGAUGGGCUAGUGAAUGGGGCAGCCCCUUCGGCUGGAAUCCCUGAGCCAGCAAGGCUUCAGGGCAGGGGUGGGGAGCUGUUUGCCAAGCGGCAGAGCCGAGCAGACAGGUAUGUGGUGGAAGCUACACCUAGUCCUGGCCUUGGCCUUGGCCCUCGGCCCAGAAGCCCUUCCCCUACACCCUCACUGCCCCCUUCCUGGAAAUAUUCACCCAACAUUCGUGCCCCGCCUCCUAUUGCUUACAACCCACUGCUCUCACCCUUUUUUCCCCAGGCUGCUCGAACUCUCCCUAAUAAGGCCCAAUCUCAGGGUCCUCGGGCAACCCCCAAGCAGGGUAUCAAGGCUCUGGAUUUCAUGCGGCACCAGCCCUACCAACUUAAAACUGCCAUGUUCUGUUUCGAUGAGGUUCCCCAGACUCCUGGCCCCACUUCCUUAGGGCCCCCCAAAACUGCCCGAGUCCAGGAGAUCCGCCGAUUUUCCACUCCAGCACCCCAGCCCACUGCAGAACCCCUGGCCCCCACUGUGCUUGCCCCAAGAGCAGCCACUACAUUGGAUGAGCCCAUCUGGAGGGCAGAGCUGGCCUCAACCCCUAUACUAAGCCCAGCCCCUCCUCCAGAGUCUCCCAGGGGUCUCGGGACUUCCCCCAGCUCCUGUGGCUUCCAGGUAGCCAGGCCCCGGUUCUCAGCCACCAGAACUGGAUUGCAAGCUCAUGUGUGGAGGCCGGGGGCAGGCCACCACUGAGCAGGGCACAGCUCCCAGGACCAAGGAGAGGUGGAGCAUCCAGUUCCUAAAGUUGCUUCUCCUACCCAUCCCUUGUCCUAUCUCAGGCAUCUGGAGGCUAACUUCCCUCCUGCCGGAGAUAGUUUUGGAGUUGGUGUCCCAUCUCCACCCACACCCCUCCACUGGUCUCUAUUUCUCUACAUUUGUGCUUUUCUGUGAGCCUCGUUUUAAUGUUCAGUGAGAAGCACACAGAGAAGUUACUAGUGAGACCUCAGGCAAGAAGCUCACCAUCAGGUAGGCCUCAAAGGGACUGAAUUGAUCUCUGCACUAAAUCGCUUGCUACUCCUCACUCUCAUUUCCCAAGCUUGGCUGGCAUAUAUCUAGACACGUAUGUGUGCGUGUGUGUAGGCACAGAUGUGUUCUUAUGUCUGAGGCAAGAGUAGGAGGAGCGGUCUAAAUAAAGACCCAAUCUGGGUCUUCCCUUUGUACUGAUUAAAGGGUCAGAUAGCCCCUCAUGGAUAGUCUAGUGGGGAGAGAGAGAUUGACUAGAAUUAAAGACCAGUGCCUGUAGCAGCGGUACAGCAUCUUGUGAAACUCACAGAUUAUGAGAAGACCUGAAGGGCUGGGGCAGUUUAUAAGGGCUGAGUUAUAACAGCUAGACCAGGAACAGAACUAAGAAUUCUAUUCAUCAGGGGGCGCCUGGCUGGCUCAGUCAGAGGAGCAUGCGACUCUUGAUCUCAGAGUUGUGAGUUAGAGUCCCACACUGGGCGGUAGAGAUUACAUGCAUACAUACAUAGUUCUAUUCGUCAGGAUUUCAGAAAGUUAGCAACUUAAGAGGCCCAUGCUGAGCUACAAGCAUCCAGGAAGUGAAAAAGAAAGCCAGAAAACUUCCUCUGGAAUGAAAAAUCCAUUGGCUUCAUUGCCUCAUGCACCUGAGACAGAGAGGAGGGUGAAAAGAGCCAUGGUGUGGAAAGUGAGGCAGAAACCAGGAGCAGAGUGGAAUGAAUGAAACUGAUUGAACCACAGGGAGGAACAUGGGGAGGGAGAGUGCAGUGUUGGCAGACAGGAGAGUUGGGUUUCAAGAAACUCACCAUGUACAACAGGGGGAUUAGGGAAAAAUUUGAGACAGAAGAAUGCAUUAGUUAAAGUGAGGACAGAUGAUGGUGGGGGAAUGUGAGAGUGUGGGCUGAGUGCUGAAAGAAUAGGUAGUGUCUGUUCUACCUCCUUUGAGUCUGUCCUUCUACCCUCUGCAGCUUGUCAUGAUGACCUGGGAAAGGGCAAGGAAAUACCCAGAGCCAUAAUCUCUUUUCAGUCCAGUCCCAUCCCCUGCACCCUAGCUCUUAUUCCUUUCCAGCUUUGGGUCCUGAUCUCUGAUCCUAGAUGGGUAUGGACUCCCCUCUCACCAUGACCACCACCAGCCAGCCACGUUUGCUGCUUGAUCUGGAUUGAUCGUUUCCUUUGCAUAUUGAGUGUGAGUCACAGUACUUUGGUUUGUGCACAAGAAUAAACUUAUGCUCC
Zalophus californianus (California sea lion) is the source of this 4538-nucleotide messenger RNA. RefSeq names its product synaptopodin 2 like (gene SYNPO2L). The coding region runs from base 129 to 3041 and encodes 970 amino acids. The transcript has 4 exons. Gene Ontology annotation, biological process: positive regulation of actin filament bundle assembly. Lineage: Eukaryota; Metazoa; Chordata; Mammalia; Carnivora; Otariidae. Gene Ontology annotation, molecular function: actin binding. Gene Ontology annotation, cellular component: Z disc; actin cytoskeleton; nucleus. The record is from RefSeq and is a predicted model, not a curated record.